AUAUUAGUUAAUACAAAAAUGGAUGAAGAUAAAGAAAUAUUAUUAAAAAAUGUAAAUGAAAUAAUUCAAUAUGGAUACGAUAUGAUUGAAAAAUUGAAUACGUUGAAAAACAAUAUAAAUAGUGUUGACAAAUUAUCACGAAAAAUUCAUAAAGAAAUCAAGUUCUUAGACAAGGUACGAUCUACAGGUAACUUGAAGAAAGAAUAUCUCCAAAGUACUAAUUUAAUUCAACUAAAUGCAGUUGUUAAAAGGUUGUUAAUGGAGUGGUCAAAAUCCAAUAAUAAAAGUAAUCACUCUAUAAGUGUUAUGAAACCAUUCAAAAUGGACAGUAAUAAUAGUCGCUUAAUGGUGGAUAUUAUUAGUGAUGAUGGAAAUACUUGGAUUAAAGUAAUAGCACGAAAUCCAAAAGCUCUAUCAUUGAUAUCUCUUGGAAAUGGUGAAUAUGGUCAAAAGUCUAUACUUGACCAAGCUAAAUAUUUUUUGACCUGUGCUUCGAUGCAUCUGCAUUGUUACAAACCACCCAACAUAAUAUUCUAUUUUGCAUGUGGCAUUGAAUCGUUUUUAGCAAACCAGCUAGAAGAAUUAGGAAUUUCAGUAGAAGGCAAACGAAUAGCAGAUAUUACUGAUACGUCUAUUAUUGAGUUUGAAAGUAAAUUCGAUUUAAAUGAAUUUAUCUUAGAUAAUUUAAAGAACCAUUCUAUCAGUAGCUGUAAUAAAUCAUUACUUAUUUCUACAAAUAAAGAAAAGACAUCGUCAUCAGUAACUACAACGAAUAUUUUAUCGAAAAAAUUAGAAACUUUUAAUGUCUCGCCUCAAAAAUUGUUGAGUAUUGAAACUCUUAAUAUUGAUGUGUCAAGUCUUUUGGCAUAUGUUAGUAAUAUGACUAAUGGUCAUGCAAAUUUUAUUUUUUUGGAACCUUUAUUGAAUUUACAAGCUGAAUGGGAAAGGAGUAGUCCUGUGAAACCAAUUUUAGAUCAAUGGUUCGAAGGAAAACGACUACUAGUUUGUAAAACAGCUUAUGAUAAUUUUAUGGAUAUUAUUAAAACUAUUGGAGGAGUCAAUGAAAAAUUGAGAGCCGAGGCAUUCAUGCGAAAAGUACAAAUAAUCGAAGAUGCUGAUGAGGGAAGAAUCUUACAAUUACCAAUAGUAGGGAGAAUAAAACAUCGAUCGAGAAUAGUCUUUGGAACUGGUGAAUUUACGAAAAGUAUUACGAUAACAGCAAAUGAAGGAUUUGUAAGGGCAGCUAAAAUGCAGGAGAUUGAAUGUGCAGUAAUGUUGCAUGAACCAAGAUCUCUUUCUGAAAUCAAAGAAAAAAAUGCCAAAAAGUUAAAUGAUCAUACAGAUAAUAAAUCAACUGAAACAAAUUAAAGGCAGCAACAAAAAUGAGCUAACUAUACUCUUGAAUAGUUCAUUCUCAAAAUCUGAAAAGAAUUGAACCAUAAUUCACUUCACAGACGAUAAAUAUAAAUAAUUAAUAUUAAGCAGAUAUAAUUAUACCUGAAAUGUACUUAAAAUACUUUGGAAACUUGUCUUUAGCUAAAAUGAUAAACUCAUCACAUUUUUGUCGAUUACCCAAAAGAGCAUGACAUUUCGCACUAUUUAAUAAGGCCUUUAUAUUUUUUGAAUCAUUAAUACGUAAUGCCCAGUUAAAAUUAUUAAGAGCUUUGUCAUACAGUUCAAGUUUCAUGUAUGCAAGUGCACAAUUAUUCCAAAUAAGAGCUGAGUCUUUUCGUUCUUCAAGUGCUUUUUCAUAAUAAGUAAUGGCUUUUACAUAAUCACCUUCAUUGAAAGCAUUAUUGCCAAUCUUUUUAAAAUUAUCAGCUUUUGCAUCUCUUAUUUUUUUAUCUUGUGCCCGUUGAUUUGCAUCUUUUUCAACCAUUUUCAUGAAUAUCUCUGAAAAAUGCAUUAUAAUUAUAGUCAUAAGUUUAUUUUUCAUGAUCAACUCAUCGAUUACCAGGAUUAGUCGAGUUAUCUGAAUCUUCAUGAAGUGAAUUUUUAUUAUUAAUAAUUGUUCUAUUACAUUUAACAAUACAUUGAUCAUCUUGAGUUAAUAAAUCAUUAUUUUUCUUACGUCCGUCAAGAAUUGAAUCAGCAAUUUUCAUUCCCUCAUUCUGCUCUUCGAUAUCAUUUGAAACUAAUUUUUUUAUUACCUUUUCUAAAAUAUAAGAAAGUAUGUAUUUCAAUCACAUAUUAUUCGUAAUAAAACAACUCACCAACUUCUGUAGCUCGACACAUGAAAUUAUUAAAUUCCUCAUCAAUGUUAUUUUGGAACGACAUAAGUUUUUUUGCGAUCAGUUAUUGGAAUUAUUCAAUAAAUAUUUUAAUAAUAUUGAACUAACAGUAUUUACUAUGGAAUUAUCAACAAUCACUUCGUUACCAUAACAACCUCGUUAUAUAGUAUUGAA
Chelonus insularis is the source of this 2405-nucleotide messenger RNA. Its product is annotated as UPF0415 protein C7orf25 homolog. The coding region runs from base 19 to 1368 and encodes 449 amino acids. The transcript is spliced from 5 exons. NCBI's taxonomy places the organism in Eukaryota, Metazoa, Arthropoda, Insecta, Hymenoptera, Braconidae. The record is from RefSeq and is a predicted model, not a curated record.